CCAAGUUCUAGUGCACUACCCUCUCAAUCUUUACCCAACCCUAAGGGUGGCAUCAAUGCCAUUACCUUGAGGUCCGAAACUAAAUUGCAAGAGAGGAAUUCCGAAGCACCUAGCCCAAGGAAAGUCACUCAAGAUGGGGAUGGGGAUUGAGGUAGAAGAAAUUGAAGAAGAGGGUAAGGUACAUGAGGUAGUUGAAGAAGAAGUCAACCAACAAAGAGAUGGAGUUUCUAAGGACGGAGAUGUCUUGGAAGAAGUUACUCCUAUUCCAUUUCCUACAUUGACAAGGAAGACCAAGAAGCGUGUAGAGCUUGACCCUAAAAUGGUGGAGAUGUUCAAAAAGGUUGAGGUAACUAUCCCUCUUUUUGAUGCUAUCCACCAAGUCCUUAAAUAUGCAAAGUUUCUAAAGAAUUUGUGUAUGAACAAGGAAAGAAUUCAUGAGUUAGAAACUAUUCCAUUGGGGAGCUCUAUUUCGGCUUUGAUGGGAGUAAUACCGGAAAAAUGUGGUGAUCUGGGCCCUUGCUUAGUCACUUGCACCAUAGAUGGAGUCCAAUUCGUAGAUUGCAUGUGUGACCUUAGUGCCUGUGUUAGUAUUAUGCUACUAUCUGUGUAUCAUUUGUUGAAGCUACCACCGUUGAAAUGGUCGGCAGCUCGAUUUGUAUUGGCAGACAAGAGCAUAAUAUCUGUAGUUGGUAUUGCGGAGGACGUGCUAGUGAGUAUAAAGGGAUUGGUUUUUCCCAUUGAUUUCCACAUUCUUGAGAUGCCGCCUAGUAAAUCCGAAAGAACAUCGUCUAUCCUGCUUGGGAGGCCAUUCUUGAGGACCUCUCGGUUCAAAUUAGAUGCUUUUUCGGGUAUUUAUUCUUUUGAGAUUGACGAAAGAGUUGUGAGCUUUAGUCUUGAUGAAGCCAUGAGACACCUUCCGGAGGAUCAUUCAAUUUUCUACUGUGAUUUGAUUGACAAUGUGGUGGCCGAAGUACAUAAUGCUAGUCUUGAUGUGAAGUGUAUGAUUCAAAGUCCAAGUGUGGGGAGCCCCUAUGAAUGUGAAGAGAACACCUUACCCACUCCGGUCUUACCCGAUGAGCAAAUGCUGAGUCAUGAACAAAGUGUAGAGUUGAAACCACUUCCUCCCCACCUAAAAUAUGCCUAUCUUAUUGAAGAUCACAAGCUCCGUAAUUGUUGCAAGAGAGCUCACUUUCCAACAAGAGGAGAAGUUGCUUCAUAUCUUGAGGAGAAACAAAAAGGCUAUAUGGUGGAGUUUGGCGGACUUAGUGGGCAUAAGCCCUCAAGUGUGUGAACACCGAAUCUUUCUAGAAGAAGGAGCUAAACCCAUUCGACAACCUCAAAGGCAUUUGAAUCCUACCAUUCUAGAGAAGUCCGGUAUUACUACAAUCAAGAAUGAGAAUGGGGAGCUCGUAGCUACAAGAGUACAAAACUCAUGGAGGGUGUGUAUUGACUACCGGCGUUUGAACAUGGCCACUAGGAAGGAUCACUUUCCAU
Molecule: messenger RNA, 1494 nt
Organism: Arachis ipaensis
Lineage: Eukaryota; Viridiplantae; Streptophyta; Magnoliopsida; Fabales; Fabaceae
Source: RefSeq, a predicted model, not a curated record